Messenger RNA from Cricetulus griseus (Chinese hamster), 2030 nucleotides. NCBI's taxonomy places the organism in Eukaryota, Metazoa, Chordata, Mammalia, Rodentia, Cricetidae. The record is from RefSeq and is a predicted model, not a curated record.
CACUGCCGGGAGCUGCAGGCUCCUCUAUGGUCACAAAGUCGCAAGGUUUCCUGGGCCAAGAGACAACCCGAGGCGGCUUCCAGACACCAUGAAUUCACUGACGCCGGUUCCUACAAGUCAGGCCUGAGACCUUGCCCCUGGGACCAGCCACCAGCCCCCUCGGGAUCUUUGUCUUCAGACUGCCGAGCCAUCUCACAUCUGGACCACAGCCGGGCAGGGUGACAGUGCUGCCAACCAAGGCCUGAAAGAUGGCGUCUGGACAAGGACCAGGUCCUCCUAGGCAGGACUGUGAUGACUCCCCCUCCCCUUCUGCUCUGACCCCAGAACAGCAGGUGGCCCAGGACACAGAGGAGGUCUUUCGAAGCUAUGUUUUCCAUCUCCACCAUCAGGAACAAGAGACCCAGGGGGCGGCUGCCCCUGCCAACCCCGAGAUGGACAAUUUGCUCCUAGAACCCAACAGCAUCUUGGGUCAGGUGGGCCGGCAGCUUGCUAUCAUUGGAGAUGACAUUAACCGGAGAUACGACACAGAGUUCCAGAAUUUACUGGAGCAGCUGCAGCCCACAGCUGGGAAUGCCUACGAACUCUUCACCAAGAUUGCCUCCAGCCUAUUUAAGAGCGGCAUCAGCUGGGGCCGUGUGGUGGCUCUCCUGGGCUUCGGCUACCGCCUGGCCCUGUAUGUCUACCAACGUGGUUUGACCGGCUUCCUGGGCCAGGUGACCUGCUUUUUGGCGGAUAUCAUACUGCACCAUUGCAUCGCCAGGUGGAUUGCGCAGAGAGGCGGCUGGGUGGCGGCCCUGAAUCUGCGCAGAGACCCAAUCCUGAUUGUGAUGACAAUUCUUGGUGUGGUUCUGUUGGGCCAGUACGUGGUACACAGAUUCUUCAGAUCUUGACUCCCGGGGAGCCCUCUGGGGCCCCAGCCUAAGCCUCCCCCUCCUCCCUCCCCUGCAACAAUCCUCUCCUUCCUCCAGUUCAGCAAACAGGCACCCCUGCUCUGAGGAACCACUGCCCAGGGGUCAUCAAGGGGGCACGGAUACCCCAACAUCGCAUGGUGCUACUGGGCCCUGUCCUGUCUGAGCGGGGCUGACUGAUGCCUUGGAGGGACAAGAGGCUGGGUACUACUUCCCAGGAAGUUGUUUUUUGUUUGUUUGUUUUUUUAACGGUUUUUGCUUUUUAUACAACCCUUUGAUGCAGCCGCCACCCCCCUUUUCUUCCAUGGUGCCCAAAGUCAAAACAUUGGGGACCUGGGGACUAGUGGUUCUAACCUGUGUUCCCAGACCUCCUGCUACUUCGGAAGGUCAGAACUGGAGAGGAACUUGAGCGCAAGGCCUGGCCCUCCCACACUGGCUCCCAGGAACAGGGCUGGCUGUAGGGCUGCAUGACCUACUCAGUCACCCCCCCCAUUCAUUAUUCCCCCAGUUCCAUCCCCUACUCCCCUCUCCCCCUCCCAUCCCCCACCCCAUGCCAUUUUGCCUUUGUGGCUGGACUCUCAGGGAUACUGUGCCCAGAGUGAGGGUGGAGAUGAGAGUUCAGACCACAGCUGUCUGAAUGUGUUCAUCAAGGCCCUCCAAACCUGUGUCCUUCCCUGGUACCCUCCCAGUUUUCACCCACCCCCUGACCCAAGGACCACUGCUCCCAACCUAGUGGGUAGGGGAGACCCUCACCUUCUCCCUGGAGCCCUCAGGUGAGCCUGCUUUCCGGAGACCUUGACUGUCUGCAGAGCCUCGAACUCAGUCAUGACAGGGGAAGGGAUGUCCACGCUAAAGAACUACACCAGCAGGGGCAAUCGUGGAUCUGGGUGCAGUGUGACCCCCUGGGACCUGUGAAUACUUGAACCACACCAUCACCCAUGCUCCUCCUCGUCUGCCUAGACCUUCCUUGGGUGGGGUGGGAGGGGUCUUCUCUAUCUUGCACAUCGUAGGGGUAAGGAGAGAGAAAUUCUCAAUUAAGCCAAAUGCAGGGGGGGGAGGCAGACGGGUCCCCCACCUCACCCCCUGACUGUGUCUGGAAAUAAACUGUGCAAUCCCCCCACA